This is a messenger RNA of Musa acuminata AAA Group (dessert banana), 1608 nucleotides long. Its product is annotated as dihydroceramide fatty acyl 2-hydroxylase FAH1-like. The transcript has 8 exons. Gene Ontology annotation, biological process: lipid biosynthetic process; fatty acid metabolic process. The record is from RefSeq and is a predicted model, not a curated record. Lineage: Eukaryota; Viridiplantae; Streptophyta; Magnoliopsida; Zingiberales; Musaceae. The coding region runs from base 16 to 1047 and encodes 343 amino acids. Gene Ontology annotation, molecular function: iron ion binding; fatty acid 2-hydroxylase activity. Gene Ontology annotation, cellular component: endoplasmic reticulum; membrane.
UGGGAAGUCGACGGCAUGGAUUCGAUUCCGGAAGCGCUGCACGAUGUACGGCCCGCGACGAAGUCACAGCCUCCUAUUUAUACGAGAGAAAGAACGAGAAAUGAGCAAGGAGGAGGAAUUAGGCAUUUUCGCCUCGGAGCGCGGAGAGGAGAAGCCGGAGAGGCGAUCCCUCCCGCGGUUCUCGACGCCCCUCAUUCCCACGCUAUUCUUCAGGUUUUCCUCUUCCAUCGAAGAAGAGUGGUGGUUUCUUGUGGGAUUUGUGGUCCGACUCAGUUGUCGACGGAGUUUUGGUUCGCCCCUGCGCUUGCUUUUCGUAGAAUUUACAAUACAGAAAUGGUUGCCCAGGGGUUCUCGGUUGACUUGAACAAGCCUCUGGUUUUCCAGGUUGGUCAUCUUGGGGAAGAUUAUGAGGACUGGGUUCACCGGCCCAUCGUUACCAAGGAGAUCCCACGAUUCUUUGCAAAUGGCUUCAUGGAGUGCUUAACGAGAACAGUGUGGUGGGUUGUUCCAGUGAUAUGGCUCCCAGUUGUUUUCUGGUGUCUGACCAUCUCUAUUCGAAUGGGCAACACACUCCCUCAAUUGGUCCCACUGGUGUCAUCAGGAAUUCUUCUCUGGACCAUGAUUGAGUAUUCUUUGCAUCGCUUCCUUUUCCACAUGAAAACAAAAGGCUACUGGGGAAACACAAUUCAUUAUCUGUUUCAUGGAUGCCAUCACAAGUACCCCAUGGACGGACUGCGCCUUGUUUUUCCACCUGCUGCAACAGCCAUCAUAUGUGUGCCGUUCUGGCAUCUGCUGCACCUACUCACGGCUCCAUCAGCUGCGCCUGCCGUGUUUGGAGGUGGCCUGUUGGGAUACGUUAUAUAUGACUGCACCCAUUACUACCUGCAUCAUGGACAUCCAUCCAAACACCCAGCUAAACACCUGAAGCGGUAUCAUCUAAACCAUCACUUCAAAGUUCAAAACAAGGGGUUUGGAAUAACUUCUUCACUCUGGGACAUCAUCUUUGGCACAUUGCCACCAGCAAAAACCUCUCAUCAGAAAAACUGAUUCUUUUGGACAAUGCAAGAAUAGCUUGUAAUUUAUUGAGAUUCCCUACUGUUCUCUUUGGUGGUUCCUUUUUUUUUUCCUGCAUAUCCCAAAUAAAUAAACAUUGCCCUCCAAUUCUUUCCUUGGAUACAUCACAGAUCAGUGCCCUUGAUCAUCAUGUAUUGAGGACAUUAUUUGAUGAAAGCUACCUUAUGUAUUAAACUGGUUUAUAUGGAAACAUGAGUUUUUAAUUGGUCAGUAAUUUGUUCAUUGUCUGCAUCCUAAUCCAACUCUUCAUCAUGCAGAACUCUAUCUUCAACUUUUCCUGUUAAGACACUGUACAGUGAUGAAUGUCGUGUUUAGCAGAGGUGGAAAGGAAAAUAAAAGAAUCAAAAUAGAAGAUGUGUAUAAGCUGGUCGAAUCAACAAGUGAAAAUGAGGCUUAAAGACUAGAAAGAUUUUUCUUGUUAUGAGUGGAGUACUAUAAAUCCUGUAAUAAGUAUUACGGCAAAGAUUGUGACACUCAGUGAGAAGAUUUCUUGUCUUGUGUUAUACGUAACUUGCAAAUGUUAUUACACAUCGC